Molecule: messenger RNA, 1293 nt
Organism: Triticum aestivum (bread wheat)
Lineage: Eukaryota; Viridiplantae; Streptophyta; Magnoliopsida; Poales; Poaceae
Product: exocyst complex component EXO70B2
Exons: 1
Biological process (GO): exocytosis
Cellular component (GO): exocyst
Molecular function (GO): phosphatidylinositol-4,5-bisphosphate binding
Source: RefSeq, a predicted model, not a curated record
UCUGCAAUUUACUCCGCCGAGGUCGACCCCAGCAGCUUCCGCCCGAUCUCCCCGUCCUUCUCCUGCGUCCUGGCAGACGUCGACAAGCACCUGCAGCGCAUGGUCCUCCUCCUCCCAGCCUUCUCCACCGCCACCGCCGCCGCUCCGCGUGCGGACGCGCUGCGUCAAUGGCUUGCCGGCUUUGACGUCGGCUGGUUGCUGGACAUGGACGACCGCCGAAGCCUCCCGCGGCGGGAGGUCGGGAGGAGGGUCAGGGCGUGGGCGCAGACGCUCGGCACCAUGGAACGCGUUUUCCGCCACCGGCACCGGGAAGUCCGCAACCCGGUCAACGACGCAGCGGCGGCGGAGCUGGCGGCGCUGGGGCAGCUCGCGGCUGCGAGCGCCGGCGCGAUGCUGAGGCUGGCCGGCUCCGUGGCCACGCUUGGGAGCUCCCCGUCGAAGCUGCUGGCGGCGCUCGACGUGCACUCCCCGGUCUCGGAGGCCUACCCCGGCCUCACCAGGAUGUUCUCGUGGCCCCCCUCCCACCCCGUCCCGGCCGCGUCCGACGCCGCGCUGGCCGGCCUGGUGGACGCGUCCCGGCGCUGCGUGCGCGACCUCAGGACGUUCAUACGCGCGCCCCAGUACCCGUGGCGGAUGCCGCAGGGCGGCGAGGUGCACCCAUGCGUCGGCUUUUGGAUGGGCUACCUCCGCUGCAUGCUGCGCAACCGCAUGUCCCUCUACUUCGUCCUCGCCGGCGUCGACCACGACGGCAACGCCGACUCGCCGCUCGCGGCCGACGAGGGAGGCCUGGUGACAGAGCUGAUCUCGUGCCUGGAGGCCGUGCUGGAGGAGCAGUCCGCCGCGCUCGCAUUCCCAGGGCUGAGGCACAUCUUCAUGCUCAACAACACGAGCGCCAUCCUGCGCCGCGCCGUGCGCUCCGACCUCAGCAUGCUCCUGCCGCCCGGCUGGGUGCUCGCCCGCGAGGAGCGCAUGGAGGGCUACAUCAAGGCUUACCUGCAGGUUUCCUGGGGGACCGUCGUGUCGCGCCUUGACGGGAAGCCGAGAGCCCUGAACACCCUCCGGCGAAGGAACCCGCUGAGCGCAUUUUACCUGGCGUUGGAGAACGCGUGCAGCAUGCAGAGAGGCUGGAAGGUGCCCAGCCCGGCGCUGCGGGCCGCCCUCCGGAGUACCGUGUCGGGGAAUGUCGUACCGGCAUACCGUCGGUACCUCAACGACCACCCGGAGGUUGAGGUGCCGGCAGGGCGCACCGCGGAGGAGCUGGAGAAUCAGUUGUCGAAGCUGUUCGAGGGAUAG